Messenger RNA from Nymphaea colorata (pocket water lily), 2422 nucleotides. Its product is annotated as sulfate transporter 4.1, chloroplastic-like. Gene Ontology annotation, molecular function: secondary active sulfate transmembrane transporter activity. The record is from RefSeq and is a predicted model, not a curated record. Gene Ontology annotation, biological process: transmembrane transport. Gene Ontology annotation, cellular component: membrane. Bases 97 to 2109 code for a protein of 670 amino acids. NCBI's taxonomy places the organism in Eukaryota, Viridiplantae, Streptophyta, Magnoliopsida, Nymphaeales, Nymphaeaceae. The transcript has 17 exons.
CGUGACGUCGCCGGUGACGAAACGCGGCUUCCUAUAAGAGCGACAGGCAGCACGAACCCGCGACCAGAGGAACAUUGCGGCGGGGAAGGAGGGGGGAUGGAGAUAUCCUAUGCUUCCUCGAGUGCUACCGAUGUCACCGCGGGCGCUGGUGGCAGCGGUAGGAGGCCGGUGAAGCUCAUCCCUCUUCGCCACCCCGACCCUUCUUCCUUCUCUUCCUCCUCCAACCCCGUGAAGGGAUGGCUGGCCGAGCUCAGGCAGAUGACGCUCCUCCAGUGGGUGGAGCUCCUCUUUCCCUGCUCCCGUUGGAUCCGUACGUACAAAUGGAGGGACUGCCUUCAGUCCGACCUCAUGGCCGGCCUCACCGUGGGCACCAUGCUCGUUCCCCAGGCAAUGUCGUAUUCAAAGCUAGCGGGACUACAGCCAAUCUAUGGCCUCUAUUCCAGCUUUGUUCCCCUUUUUGUUUAUGCAAUAUUUGGCUCAUCAAGGCAGCUGGCAGUUGGUCCUGUGGCUUUGGUUUCUCUUUUGGUGUCAAAUGCUUUGUCUGGCAUUGUUGAUCCAAAUGACAAAUUAUACACAGAACUCGCUAUACUGCUGGCAUUUAUGGUUGGCGUAUUUGAAUGUAUAAUGGGACUACUGAGAAUGGGCUGGCUUAUUCGUUUCAUAAGCCACUCAAUUAUUUCAGGUUUCACCACUGCUUCUGCUGUAAUUAUUGCAUUGUCUCAAGCAAAAUACUUCCUGGGUUACAAUAUUGUAAGGAGUACCAAGAUUGUCCCACUUAUGAAAAGCAUAGCUGCUGGAGGGAGUAAGUUCUCGUGGCCCCCCUUUGUGAUGGGAACUAUCACUCUUGUGGUUCUUCUACUGAUGAAAUAUUUGGGAAAAAGCAAAAAGAAAUUGCGUUUUCUAAGAGCAGCAGGUCCUCUAACUGCGGUCAUUUUGGGGACAACUUUUAUGAAGUUGUCUCAUCCGUCAUCCAUUUCCGUGGUUGGUGAGAUACCACAAGGUCUUCCAACAUUUUCUGUACCUAAGGAGUUCGACCAUGUAAAGAGAUUGAUGCCAGCAGCCUUUUUGAUCACUGGUGUAGCCAUUUUGGAAUCUGUGGGCAUUGCUAAAGCAUUGGCAGCAAAAAAUGGAUAUGAGCUGGAUUCUAACCAAGAGUUGUUUGGCCUAGGUCUGGCAAAUAUUUGUGGUUCCUUCUUCUCUGCAUACCCUACAACAGGGGGCUUUUCAAGAUCUGCUGUAAACCAUGAAAGUGGGGCAAAGACAGGGCUAGCUGGAAUUUUCACAGGGAUAAUUAUAGGAUGUGCCCUCUUUAUCCUGACACCUUUGUUUACAGAUAUUCCCCAGUGUGUUCUUGCUGCCAUUGUCAUCUCUGCUGUAAUUGGUCUUGUGGAUUAUGAUGAAGCUAUUCUACUGUGGCGUAUAAACAAGAAAGAUUUUCUUCUUUGGACCAUUGCUUGUAUUGUGACCUUGUUCCUUGGAAUUGAGAUUGGGGUGCUCGUCGGGGUUGUGGCUUCCCUUGCUUUCGUUAUUCAUGAAUCUGCAAAUCCACAUAUUGCUGUCCUAGGCCGACUUCCUGGAACCACUAUCUACCGGAACACCCAACAGUAUCCAGAAUCCUACACUUACAGUGGGAUUGUAAUUGUCCGGGUGGAUGCACCUAUAUAUUUUGCUAACAUUAGCUAUAUCAGAGAGUGGCUACAGGAGCUUGUAGUAAAUGGUAAAAGAAGCACGGUGGGUGGCCCAGAAGCUGAAAAAGUUCACUUUGUUAUUAUUGAAAUGGAUCCUGUUACAUAUAUUGACUCCAGUGCUGUUCAAGCUCUGAAGGACCUUCAUUAUGUGUACAAAUCUCACAGCGUCCAACUCGCAGUGGUCAACCCAAAUCACAAAGUUUGGAAGAGGCUUACAAUUUCCGGAGUUCUGGAGCUCGUGGGCAAGGAAUGGCAUUUUGUGAGAGUGCAUGAUGCUGUUCAAGUGUGCCUCGAACAUAUGCUCUGGCUGAAAGAGGCACCAAGAGGCGCUGACAUGAUGAGGAAGGAUGAAAACGUUAUCCUGGAGGUAGGGACACAAAAUAAUGGUGAUUUGGACCCAGAAGGUGAAGCCCUUGUUUGAUAAAGGAUCAGUCUGGAUUGUCACAUCGUGCCUUUCCUAAAAUCCUCGUUAAGGCUCCGAUAUAGUUACUAAGCAUCUCUGCCAUCCUUGGCCGUAGGUACCAAAAAAUGUAUGGCAACCAUCGUUGCAUGAACUGGGAAAUAAUGGGCUUUGUAAUGUCUAUGUUGGUCGUAGCGUGUUACAUAUUUAUACUGCAACUAUCGUUGCAUGAUCUAGGCGAUAAUGAGCUUUGUAAUGUGUGUAACCUUUGUGUAUAUAUCGAAAUGGUAUGUCGCAGCAUGUUGUAGUAUUUAAAUGAAAGCUGCCUCCUUGC